Orbilia oligospora ATCC 24927 is the source of this 1929-nucleotide messenger RNA. RefSeq lists its product as uncharacterized. Gene Ontology annotation, molecular function: monoatomic ion channel activity. Lineage: Eukaryota; Fungi; Ascomycota; Orbiliomycetes; Orbiliales; Orbiliaceae. The transcript has 8 exons. The record is from RefSeq and is a predicted model, not a curated record. Gene Ontology annotation, cellular component: membrane. Gene Ontology annotation, biological process: monoatomic ion transport; transmembrane transport. Bases 1 to 1929 code for a protein of 642 amino acids.
AUGGUGGACAUGCAUAAACUGAUCUAUGGGAAUCAUCAUCGCAGCUAUACCCCCCGCCGCCAUGCUCUCGCCAGCCGGCGCCGUACUACCCACCAUAAUGCAAUAGAAGAACAGCCCACGGGCAUCGAUGCCAAAACCGUAACCUUAGUUGCCAUGCGCAUCAAAUACCUCGUCGAAGAAACCGUUCCCUGCGAACUCGACGAAGAUCAAAUCACCAGACCUCAUUCCGCAAUAAUCAACAACAAUAUCAUCGAGUUAGCCCGGAACGCCGGAGGAGACGAGAAUAAGUCGUGUGUAAUAUACUGUCUUCUCGUCUGCCUCGAAUGGUUCCGUUGGCAAUCCAAGAAAGAACUUUAUGACGCGGAUCUAGGACAAUUGCGUGCUGUGGCUUGUCAGAUACUUGCGAAGAGAAUCAUUGAAUCUACUGAUGACCAGGAUUACCUAUUUCAAGAACUCCUUGUCAAACGAUUCAGUCACUUACAGAAUAGUGAGAGAACGGAUCCUAUGAGUGCUGUCGAAAGGGCCGUGGAUCUUCACGCUUUGGAUGUCAUCGGUUCCUCUGGUUAUCAGAAGUGUAUAAAAUACCUCUGGAACGGAUGGAUCAUUCAAGAUGAACUCGACCCUACGCAAUUCGUAUGCUACGAUAAACUCACGUCGGUAAACUACUGGAACCACGUACACCCGGACCGUCUCAAAGCUCCAGCCUACCAGAAUGCAUUUCAAAUACUUGUUUCGUUCAUUUAUUUGGCGUUGUAUACCGCUGCUAUCAAUACCGUAAACCCGGAUGGAGAUAUUGACAUUGUCGAGGGUAUUCUGUACGUCUUCACUGUAGGAUUCAUCUUCGAUGAGGCUGCAAAGUUUUGGAAAGUCGGACGAUGGUAUCUCGGAUUUUGGAACGUCUUCAAUUGUAUUCUAUAUACCCUCAUGACUACAUCUUUCGUCCUUCGCUGCGUAGCCCUUUCCGAGCCAAUAGACACACCGGAUCGGAUAAAAUAUAAUGUCCUCAGUUACAAUUUUCUUGCAUUCUCCGCCCCCAUGUUCUGGUGCCGAGUUCUGCUUUAUUUGGAUUCAUUCCGCGUCUUUGGCGCUAUGCUCGUAAUCCUCAAGCAAAUGUUCCAGGAAACCUUCAUCUUCUUCUCUUUACUAAUCAUCAUCAUGGUCGGAUUUCUCCAAGCCUUCAUCGGCCUCGACAAUACCGACGCGGAAGAAGCACCACCAAUGACCGGCUUCAUCUUCCGUACAAUGACGAAUGCCAUCCUUCAAUCCCCCGAAUUCGACAGUUUUGAUAAAUUCUCCCCACCGUUUGGAAUGAUUCUCUACUAUAUCUUCACAUUCGUCAUCAUGGUCUUGCUGCUUAACAUCCUUAUCGCACUAUUUAACAGUGCCUACGAAGAUAUCACCGGUAAUGCAACCGACGAAUUUAUGGCUUUGUUCGCUCAAAAGACCCUUCAAUUCGUCCGCGCUCCUGAUGAAAACGUCUUUUUACCCCCAUUCAAUUUAAUCGAGGUCUUCUUCCUCGUAAUCCCCUUCGAAUGGUGGAUGGACCGUAAACGAUACGCAAAACUCAAUGACCGAGUUCUCAGCGUCUGCUACCUCCCCCUCCUCUUCAUCUCCGCUUUGGUAGAUACCCGCAACGCCCGCCACAUCGCCCACAACCGCGCCCACGGCCAACCAGACGACGACGAACGCGAAGAAUGGGAAGAACUCGACAAUCACGCCGACUUUGAGAACUCAGAUUGGAAGGAGAAAGUCAAGAAUGCUGUUCCAAAUGUAGAGGAGGAUAUUAGUACGCAGGAGAUCAAAAAGGUUAGAAAGGAACUGCAAGAUUUGGUGGAUAAGAUUGAGAAGGCCGGGUUAUUAAGGGUCGAAGUUGAGGAUUUGUUGAAGGAAGAUACGCCGGAGGCUAUUAGGGCGCCUGAUGCUGAGUAG